AAAAGGAUAUCUUUUCGACUCUGUCGCGAAGCUGCUCGUAAAGCACCUUCUUCCUUUUCAUGUGGGUACCCUUGUGAACUGUAUUUCUGUCUCCCCUCUCUACAACCCCCUCUUCAUAGCAUGAGUCUCCAGUGCCUUCAAAAAUGGUCGGAUGCGAUGUUGAAUGAUCAAACCAGCUUUCUGCAACUUGUGAAACUAAUUAUAUCUGUGGAUGUUCAAACCUGCUUUUCCGUCUCCCCUCCUCCUUCCCUGGGUGGUGGUGUGGUGGCCUUCACCGUCUCUCUGGUCGAAUCGCACUAAAAUCCCUCUUUAGUAUCAUACUGCUUGCUUCCCGAGGGCUAAUUGUUGCAUUUCAGCUCAAGAUGUUGUAUCAAGGUUUUGCCCUCCGAGGUUUUGUGUGGCUUAUUUUUUUGGUUUUCCACGUUGACCUCAAUUCCGUUUGUGGUGCUAAGUUUGAUUUCCCUGUCGUCGGCGCUGGUCCUCAGAUUGGUGCAUUGGACUGUAAAACUGGUGCACUGUUGGACAAACUUGGACCACGUUCUUAGAACGCAGAUUGUUCUCGCGGUAGAGAUAGAGGGGUGGGAAUCAUGUCGCGUCGGUCUUCUUCAUGAUCAGGGUAAUGUGUUUGUGAAGGUUUCUGUCUGCGGGACCACUGCUCGCCGUCUGCUCGCACUGCCUCUGUGCCCAGCGCUAUGACGCUAUCACGGCGACAAUUCUCGUCAGUGUGUAACUAUAGUAGGCUGCAUUUAGGCUAGACACAACUAUGAGAACUAUUUUCAAUCAGUGUCGCCAGCUGUGCAAUCAACUCUCAGCGUCACCGGUAAGGGCAGCCGAACCAUCGGCGCUCAGAGUGAAAUCUCGUGAGAAGCAGAAGAUAUGGAAAAGGUAGGAGGUGGCAGCGAGGCGAUGAAAGGUCAAGCUGGUUCCCAGAACCAGACAUUCCAGACACCGGAGAAUUUGCCCAAGGACCUUUCAGAAGGAUCCGGCGGUGAAUCGAAAGCAGAUGUCGACCAGAAAAAGGUCGCACCGAAGGUGUCCUUCUUUCUGUUGUUCAAGUACGCAGAUGCAUACGACUACUUGCUCAUGGUGUUGGCAUUCAUCGGAGCCGUGGGCGAUGGAUCUUCGUUUUCUAUCAUGCUUUCCGUUGUGGGCAGCCUCAUUAACACCUUUGGCAGCAGCACCAAUGUUUCUAUGGAUGAAUUCAAUAAGAAAGUCAUCGAGGGAACUCUCGGCCUCACUUACAUUGCAUGCGGCGCAUUCGUUUGCAGCUUUCUGGAGGCUGGUUGUGCGCUGAGAACGGCCGAUCGCCAGGCGUCUAAAAUGCGAGCCAAGUAUCUGAAAGCCAUCUUGAGACAGGACGUGGGAUUCUUCGACACCUCUGGUGCUAACGUUGCAGAAGUCGUUAACAGCGUGGGGACUGACACUCUAGUCGUACAAGAUGCAGUCGGUGAAAAGAUAGGCAACUUUGUGAUGAACAUGGCCAGUUUUGUGAGCGGCUUCGUGGUGGCGUUCUACCUGGAAUGGAGGCUGGCCAUGGUGCUAGUCGCUUUUUUGCCUAUCCUCAUGAUUCCAGGGCUCUUGUAUGGCCGCGCUUUAACUGGACUUGCGCGGUCAAUGCACGCCGCCACCUUGAAAGCGGCAACCGUGGCGGAACAAAGCCUGUCAUCAAUAAGAACUGUGUACUCGUUUGUGGGAGAGCAGCGGACACUAACGCGGUACUCGCAAGAAUUAGACUUCACGGUGAAAACAGGGUUGAGGAUGGGCCUCGCCAAGGGUUUGGCCACCGGUGCCAAUGGUGUCACAUUUAUCUGCUGGGCUGUCAUGGCCUGGUAUGGCAGCCUGCUCAUCAUGCACCAAGGUCUGCAAGGGGGCACCGUUCUGGUUUGCGGACUCGCAGCGAUGAUGGGAGGGCUGGGUUUGGGGACAGCGUUGCCCAACUUGAGAUACAUUGCAGAGGCGCAGAUGGCAGCCCACAAGAUGUUCACAAUGAUAGAUCGUGUGCCUGAUAUCGAUUCGGAAGAUCUGUCGGGGCAGACGCCGGAGAAGGUCACCGGCACCCUCGAGCUGCGGAAUGUCAACUUUGCGUACCCGUCGCGCCCCAAACAGACCAUCUUCGAGGAUUUCAACUUGGUCAUCCCUGCUGGCAAAACGGUCGCCUUGGUGGGAUCUAGUGGGUCCGGAAAAUCCACUGUAAUUGCGCUACUGGAACGAUACUAUGAUCCGCUGGCAGGAAGUGUGUUGGUGGAUGGCAUCAAGAUCAAGGAUCUCCAGUUGCGGUGGCUGCGCUUGCAAAUUGGGCUCGUGAGCCAGGAACCGAGCUUGUUCGCGACGACGAUCAAAGACAACAUCGUGUUUGGGAAGGACGGCGCUUCUAUGGAGGAGAUCACUGAAGCUGCCAAGGCUGCGAAUGCGCAUACUUUCAUUUCUCAGUUGCCUAAGGGCUACGACACCAUGGUAGGCGAGAAGGGCGUGCAAAUGUCUGGGGGUCAAAAGCAGAGAAUUGCGAUCGCGCGGGCUUUGCUUAAAAAUCCUCCAAUACUGCUCCUGGACGAAGCCACCAGCGCUUUGGAUUCCGAAUCAGAGCGUGUCGUCCAGACUGCCUUAGACCAGGCAGCUGUGGGGCGAACCACCGUCGUGGUGGCUCACCGCUUGUCCACCAUUCGCAAUGCCGAUCUAAUUGCUGUCGUACACGCCGGUCGUGUCGUUGAGACUGGCUCCCAUGAGGAGUUGUUGAUGCUCGAGGGAGGAGCGUACUCUUCCUUCGUCAACAUUCAAAAUUCCCAGCCUGAGAAGGACCAUCUGCAGGUGAUUGAUUCAGACAACCUUUCGAAUGCCCCAGCAGCUGCUUUGCAGCUCAGGAAUUCAUCGAGCAAGAGGAGUUCAGGGAGUUUUCGGCGAGACCAGAGUGUGCGCCGGUCGAUGAGCGUGCGUGGCUAUUCGGAUGCAGCACAGUCGGAGGAAGCAGGAGAAAAGCUGAAAGCUCCAUCCAUUGGAAGGCUUCUGAGGCUAAACAAGCCGGAAUGGAAGCAGGCUAUCUUAGGAUCCAUCGGGGCGGCCGGAUUUGGCUUUGUGCAGCCGUUGUACGCGUACUCUCUGGGAAGUAUGGUGUCUACAUUCUUCGAGACGGACCAUGACAAGAUGCGUGUGAGCAUCCGGAAUUUCUCGCUCAUAUUUUCGGCACUUGGAGUGGGGUGCCUGUUUACGAAUGUCACGCGGGAUUAUAAUUUUGCAAGCAUGGGCGAGAGGUUGACGAAGCGCGUGCGAGAGCUCAUGCUGACCAAGGUGCUAACCUUCGAGGUGGCGUGGUUUGACGAAGAGGAACAUUCAAGCAGCGCUGUGUGCUCCCAGCUCGCCUCGGACGCGACUGUGGUGCGAUCCUUGGUGGGAGAUCGGUUGUCAUUGUUGGUGCAAACAGGCGCGGCAAUAUUGUUAGCCUGCAUUUUGGGCCUCGUGACGGCGGGGUUGUUUGCCCUCGUCAUGAUCCUCACGCAACCCAUCUGCAUCCUAUGCUUCUACGGCAAGAAGGUGCUGCUCAAGAAGAUGAGCGAAGGCAACUUGAAAUCGCAGGGUCAGUCCAUGCAGGUGGCCAGUGAGGCAGUCGCCAACCACCGAACCAUCACGGCGUUCUCAUCGCAGAAUGUAGUGUUGAAGAGCUUUAGCUCAACGCAAACUGUUCUUCAGAGGGGAGCUCUGCGCAGAGCGCUGAUAGCGGGUGUAGGCUUGGGGCUUGCGCAGUUUGCCAUGCUGGCCACAUGGGCCUUCUUCUUCUGGUUUGGCGCGCGCUUGAUCAACCAACACAAGUUGAGUUUCGCCGGCAUGUUCAAGGUGUUGUUCGUCCUCAUCAGCACAGGGCGCAUGAUCGCCGAAGCCGGAAGUGCAACCUCGGAUUUGGCCAAGGGCUCACAAUCUGCCGCUACCAUCUUCGGCAUCCUGGACCGGAAAAGCCGCAUCUUGGCUCAGGAAGGGAGCCUUGAGAAAGUGGAGGGCCAUAUUGAGCUCAAAGACGUGCACUUCGCAUACCCUAUGCGCCCUGACGUGAAGGUCUUCCGAGGCUUCUCCCUGAAGGUCCAAGCAGGCCACAGCAUCGCUCUGGUGGGGCAGUCGGGAUCAGGGAAAUCCACCAUCAUAAGCCUCAUCGAGCGCUUCUACGACCCUCUCAAGGGCGCCGUAUACAUCGACUUCCGCGACAUAAAAACAUUCCCUCUCAAAACUCUCCGCCGGUACAUUGGCCUCGUGGGCCAGGAACCCACACUCUUCGCUGGUACCAUCCGCGACAACAUCCUGUAUGGGAAGGAAGACGCAACGGAAGCCGAAGUGAUAGAAGCAGCCAAAUCCGCCAACGCGCACUCGUUCAUCAGCGGGUUGUCGAAUGGGUACGACACGAACACAGGCGAGAGGGGCCUGCAAUUGUCAGGAGGGCAGAAGCAGCGCAUUGCCAUCGCCAGAGCCAUUCUGAAGAACCCAGCAAUUCUGCUGCUGGAUGAAGCCACCAGUGCUCUGGACUCGCAGUCGGAGAAAGUGGUGCAAGACGCGCUGGACCGCAUCAUGGUGGGGCGAAGCACCAUCGUGGUGGCGCAUCGCUUGUCCACCAUCCAGAACGCCCACUCCAUCGCAGUCAUCUCCGAGGGCACCAUCUGCGAGCAAGGUUGGCACCAUGAGCUCCUGGCCAAGCGCGGCGCUUACUUCGAGCUGGUCAAGCUGCAAAAUCACUCCCCGAGCUCGUGAUUUCAUAUUGCGGUGACCUCCACUCGCCGCAACAAUUCAUUGCGCAUUGUGGUGAACAAGUGCAUUGUACUGCUACUGCAUUCACAAGGAUUUUGUUAGUGUGAGAGUAUUAUUUACUUCAUGGCUCCCUUUGUCCUCCUCCUUUAUUUCCUCGCUUUCUAUUCUAGUUUCAGCUCAUGGCAUGCAGCAAAAAGAUUGUACCAAGCAUCCCAUUUGUAACAAUACUUUGAGUGCAUUUUGGUCCAAUUUAUUUUUGUAAAGUUUCUUGUA
Molecule: messenger RNA, 4995 nt
Organism: Physcomitrium patens
Lineage: Eukaryota; Viridiplantae; Streptophyta; Bryopsida; Funariales; Funariaceae
Product: putative multidrug resistance protein
Biological process (GO): transmembrane transport
Cellular component (GO): membrane
Molecular function (GO): ATP binding; ATP hydrolysis activity; ABC-type transporter activity
Source: RefSeq, a predicted model, not a curated record